GCCCCCUUUUGCCAGUCGCGGCCAGGUGGAGGCGGCGGCGGAAGUGAACGGAACGGUUUCUGCGGCGGGUGAGGCCCUGGGCGGGUUGGAAAUGAGGGGUCUCAGUAGAGUCCCGAGUGCAGCCAUCAUCUUUUCUCAGCCCAGGGGCUCGGGCUGACGUACCUGGCGUGGGCGUAUUGGGCCGCCGGAGUUUCCGUCUCUUCCGGAUUCUCGAGGACCUUUAUAGAGUCCUUAUGGGGCGGCUUAAAGCCUCUGGGCUGGCAAGAGAACUGGGAUACGGUUCUGUUGGGUGACCUCCACGGGGACCUGGAUUAUACUACUUGGCGCCUCCUCUCAGCGACAGAGACUCGAACCGCAAUCAUAACGGAGCUCGAAGCAUCGCACCCCUAGCUGGGCCACGUUUCUUGGAUUCAGGGAACUGCUUAUGGGCUCGCUUUUCCCAGUCACUGUGUUGAGUAGUUGGAAACCGGUCCAUUCACCACAUGUUAGCCAGAGUGGCCCUGUAAAAGCGUACAUCUGACGUGGACAUUUUUGUGCUUAAAACUCUUGAGUGGCUCCCAGUGCAUGUAGAACAAAAUCCAAACAUCUUUCCGAAGCCAGCUUGGCCCAGUGUGAUUUGCAGAAGCCCACCGAUUCUGACGAUUAGACCUGUCCACAAGAAGUGAGCUGGCAAGGCUGCUUUUCUGUGCUAAAACCAAGGAGCUGAUUGGCACCAUGAAAGUCUUCUGCGGGCGGGCCAAUCCGACCACGGGAUCUGUGGAGUGGCUGGAGGAGGAUGAGCACUAUGAUUACCACCAGGAGAUUGCAAGAUCAUCCUAUGCUGAUAUGCUGCAUGACAAAGACAGAAAUAUAAAAUAUUACCAAGGUAUCCGGGCUGCUGUGAGCAGGGUGAAGGACAGAGGACAGAAGGCCUUGGUUCUUGACAUUGGCACUGGCACAGGACUCUUGUCAAUGAUGGCGGUCACGGCAGGGGCUGACUUCUGCUAUGCCAUUGAGGUUUUCAAGCCCAUGGCUGAUGCUGCUGUGAAGAUUGUGGAGAGAAAUGGCUUCACUGAUAAAAUUAAGAUUAUCAACAAGCAUUCCACUGAGGUGACCAUAGGGCCAGAUGGUGACAUGCCAUGUCGUGCCAAUAUCCUGAUCACAGAGCUGUUUGACACAGAAUUGAUUGGAGAGGGAGCACUGCCCUCCUAUGAGCACGCGCACAGGCAUCUUGUGCAGGAAAACUGUGAAGCGGUACCUCACAGAGCAACUGUCUAUGCACAGCUGGUGGAGUCCCGGAGGAUGUGGUCGUGGAAUAAGCUCUUUCCUGUCCGCGUUCAGACCAGCUGUGGAGAGCAGGUCAUCGUCCCCCCCUUGGAACUGGAGAGGUGCCCUGGUGCUCCCUCUGUCUAUGACAUUCAGCUGAACCAGGUGUCGCCCACUGACUUCACUGCCCUCAGUGAUGUGAUGCCUAUGUUCAGUGUGGACUUUAGCAAGCAAGUCAGUAGCUCAGCAGCCUGCCACAGCCGGCAGUUUGAACCUCUGGCAUCUGGCCGAGCUCAGGUGGUUCUCUCCUGGUGGGACAUUGAAAUGGACCCUGAGGGGAAGAUCAAGUGCACCAUGGCCCCCUUCUGGGCACACUCAGACCCAGAGGACCUCCAGUGGCGGGACCACUGGAUGCAGUGUGUGUACUUCCUGCCACAAGAAGAGCCCGUUGUCCAAGGUUCAAGCCUCUGCCUGGUCGCCCACCACGAUGACUAUUGUGUAUGGUACAGCCUCCAGAAGACCAGCCCUGAAAAAAACGGGAGAGUCUACCCAGCACGCCCCGUGUGCGACUGCCAAGCUCACCUGCUCUGGAACCGGCCUCGGUUUGGAGAGAUCAAUGAUCAGGACAGAACUGACCAAUACGUCCAGGCCCUGAGGACGGUGCUGAAGCCGGCCAGCGUGUGCCUGUGUGUCAGUGACGGCAGUCUGCUCUCCUUGCUGGCCCAUCACCUUGGGGCAGAGCAGGUAUUUACAGUAGAGAACUCAGCAGCUUCACACAGACUGAUGAGAAAAAUUUUCAAGGCUAACCACUUGGAAGAUAAAAUUAAUAUAAUAGAGAAACGGCCUGAAUUGGUAACGUCUGCAGACUUGAAGGGUAAAAAGGUCUCUCUCCUGCUGGGGGAGCCGUUCUUCACCACCAGCCUACUGCCAUGGCACAACCUGUACUUCUGGUACGUGCGGACCGCUGUGGACCAGCAGCUGGGGCCCGGUGCUGUGGUGAUGCCCCAGGCUGCCUCACUGCACGCCGUGGUCGUGGAGUUCAGGGACCUGUGGCGGAUCCGGAGUCCCUGUGGUGACUGCGAAGGCUUUGAUGUGCACAUCAUGGAUGACAUGAUUAAGCGUGCCCUGGACUUCAGGGAGAGCAAGGAGGCUGAGCCCCACCCACUGUGGGAAUACCCAUGUCGCCGCUUGUCUGAGCCCCAGCAGAUCAUGACCUUUGAUUUUCGGCACCCGGUCCCCCUGCACCCGGUCCGUGCUGAGGGCUCCAUUGAGCUGAGGAGGCCUGGGAGGAGCCAUGGGGCCGUCCUGUGGAUGGAAUACCACCUGACCCCUGACAGCACCAUCAGCACCGGCCUCCUGGAGUCUGCAGAGGACAAGGAGGACUGUUGCUGGAACCCGCACUGCAAGCAGGCUGUGUACUUCUUCACCAGCCCGGACUGCAGAGCUCCGCAGGGCGGCCCUCGGACCGUCAGCUACACCGUGGAGUUCCACCCCCGCACUGGGGACGUCACCAUGGAUUUCACGCUGUCAGACACCCGGAAGGACGGGUGCUGACCCUCACUUGUUGCGAAAUAAAGUGGCCCGAGGGCUCUGGGCUCUGAAUGGCAUGAAGGUCCCGCUCUUUUCAGGGCCCAGUUAGGCCUCUGGGCUCCGAGGAGCCCUCUU
Callorhinus ursinus (northern fur seal) is the source of this 2910-nucleotide messenger RNA. It is a transcript of the gene PRMT7, whose product is annotated as protein arginine methyltransferase 7. The record is from RefSeq and is a predicted model, not a curated record. Gene Ontology annotation, molecular function: histone methyltransferase activity; protein-arginine N-methyltransferase activity. Gene Ontology annotation, biological process: chromatin remodeling; peptidyl-arginine methylation, to asymmetrical-dimethyl arginine. Lineage: Eukaryota; Metazoa; Chordata; Mammalia; Carnivora; Otariidae.